CGCUCUAUAAUUCCUCCUCUCAACUGCCACACACUAUUCUAGUUCAAACUUCAAAAUUCCACCGAAAUAGAUUUCGGUGUUGCAUCGAAAACCCUAAACCCUUUACUGAACCCUCUCAGCCUUUGGUUUGGCAUCAAUGGCAGGAGGCAAAACAAAGAAAGAGAAGGCGAGGCCAGCAGGGCACACGCCCUACCAAGGAGGCAUAUCGUUCCACAAGUCCAAAGGACAGCACAUCCUCAAGAAUCCGUUACUGGUGGACUCCAUAGUCCAGAAGUCAGGGAUCAAAUCCACCGAUGUCAUCCUAGAGAUUGGUCCUGGUACUGGUAAUCUCACCAAGAAGCUUCUAGAAGUUGGUAAGAGGGUCAUCGCCGUCGAGAUUGACGCUCGCAUGGUCCUCGAGCUGCAGAGACGAUUUCAGGGCACUCCUCUCUCCAGCCGCUUGCAGGUUAUUCAAGGAGAUGUGCUAAAGACUGAACUUCCCUACUUUGAUAUAUGCGUGGCAAAUAUCCCUUAUCAAAUCUCAUCUCCCCUCACAUUCAAGUUAUUGAAGCACCAACCUGCUUUCAGAUGUGCCAUUAUAAUGUUCCAAAGGGAAUUUGCAAUGAGACUGGUUGCGCAGCCUGGUGACAAGCUCUACUGUCGUCUUACCGUCAACACGCAACUCUUGUCUCGGGUCUCCCAUCUACUCAAAGUUGGAAGGAACAACUUUCGCCCUCCGCCUAAGGUAGAUUCCUCUGUCGUUCGACUUGAACCCAGGAAACCACCUUUUGAAGUGAACCAAAACGAGUGGGAUGGCUUUUUGCGGAUCUGUUUCAAUAGGAAGAACAAAACGCUUGGCUCAAUUUUUAGGCAGAAAAGUGUCAUCAAUUUGCUAGAGAAGAAUUACAAGACCUUGCAGGCGCUUAAUCUUGCACCAGCCCAACAAGGUGCCUUGGAGGAUAUUGAUGAUGUGAUGGAUUUUUCAGAUGAGGACAUAGAGAUGAAUGAUGAUGGAGUGGAUGAUGGAAUGGAGGUGGAGGAUGGUAAUGCAGAAGGGGAGGUAUCUGAAUUCAAAAAAAAGGUUUUGAGUGUGUUGAUGAAGGCAGGUUUUGAAGGGGAGAGGUCCUCGAAGCUCAAAUUACAGCAAUUCUUGGACCUACUUUCUGAGUUCAACAAGGAUGGUGUACACUUCUCCUAAAUUGGGAUCCAAAUGUUGUCUGUUAAGAUUAUACACAACCCAAUUUUGUUAGGCUUCAAGUCUUUCUCUUGUUUAUUUUGGGUUUUAAUGUUUUAUAAGAGGGUUAUAUUGGAUAAUUUAGUUGGGGAUUAUGUGGAUGGUUUUCCAAGUCUCCUUUCUAAUGCAUAUAUAUAUAUA
Molecule: messenger RNA, 1354 nt
Organism: Prunus mume (Japanese apricot)
Lineage: Eukaryota; Viridiplantae; Streptophyta; Magnoliopsida; Rosales; Rosaceae
Product: ribosomal RNA small subunit methyltransferase-like
Biological process (GO): rRNA methylation
Cellular component (GO): nucleolus
Molecular function (GO): rRNA (adenine-N6,N6-)-dimethyltransferase activity
Source: RefSeq, a predicted model, not a curated record